UUGAUAAAUUUGACCAAUUUUUUGUAUAGCAUCAGGUGCUUCUUUUGUUUGUAAUAAUAUUUGAUCUAGUAUGUCUGUAUUAGAUUCAUUUUCUUUUAUAUAAAUGUCUAAAAACUAUUCCCGACCAUCUCAGUUUAGGGCUUAAAAAACUGUAUUCAAUAGAAGAUCCGGAGUGUGAAUUACAAGCCAAUAAAUACAAAAUGGUCCUCUCUUUUCCUGUCCUUCUUUUCACAUAGCCACAUUUUUGCGACUAUAUGCCUACCUCGACUGUACCAGCUGUUGAACGUAUUCACGUUUACCCUAUCAAGUCAUGUCACUCGAUUGAAUUGCAGGAAUGUGAAAUUGACAACUUGGGCAUUAAGCAUGACAGACGGUUUAUGAUCAUUGACGAUGAGUCUAAUAAGUUUAUUACCCAGAGAAAGUACGCAUCUUUAUGUCUCUUGCGGCCCUUCAUUGACGUUGAAAACAACACCUUGACUUUGACAGCGGAGGGAAAGGAACCACUCCGACUACCAUUGACACAGGACCUUUCUCUACUGCCCAGACGCAAGGUAACCUUAUGGAAAGAUACGCUGACUGUGUAUGACAUGGGAGAUGAGGCAUCAGCGUGGGUCACUCAGUUCUUGGCUAGUCACCGUGAGCACGAUCGUGCAAAUAACCACAGUAUAGAUGACCCGGUGAAAGAUGACGAGCCAGUCAGGAUGACUCGUCUUGUUACACUAGAAGAUCCUAAAAACAAGGUUUAUUCAAGACCUUCACACCCCAAAUUGGAUGGUAUUCACUCCGCCUUUGCAGAUUGGUCACCCGUCUCAUUCGGCUUUACGUCAAGUCUGGAAGAUGUCAACCGAGGCUUGUUGGAGACAGGCAUUAGUAAAGGAAAUCAAAUUCCCAUGUCUCGGUUUAGAAAUAACCUUACUAUAUCUGGAACCGUGCCUUGGGAAGAAGACAAAUGGCUUGUAGCAAAGAUCGGAGAAGUAACGUUUUAUAUUGUUCAACCUAUUGCACGUUGUACAGUGCCCGGCAUUGAUCAAGACAGCGGCAAGAAGGAUGAAUGGGAUGGCAAGGGCCCUACAGAUUAUCUAAAAAUAUAUCGUCAAUUUACAGAUGAACCAGGUCAAGGCCAAUUCUGCUGUGAUGUUAUCCCACUUACCUCAGGAAAGGUUCGCGUUGGUGAUCGUGUUGAGGUAUUGGAGUACAUUCCACAAGAGUAUCAACAAAAGCCUAUUAAGCCAAAUGUUAAUGAGAACGGCAUCUAAAACUAGAGCAAUAAAUUUUUAUUGAAUAUAUAUACAUGAAUUGAGUUUUAUAUAAAUAUAUAUAUAUGUAUAGUCUCAGUUAAACCAUUAGAGGAAGACGAGACAAGGUCUAAUGAGAAAUAUGAUCAUUUCUGUGGAGAG
Messenger RNA from Rhizopus microsporus ATCC 52813, 1397 nucleotides. RefSeq lists its product as uncharacterized. The record is from RefSeq and is a predicted model, not a curated record. The coding region runs from base 255 to 1256 and encodes 333 amino acids. The transcript is spliced from 4 exons. NCBI's taxonomy places the organism in Eukaryota, Fungi, Mucoromycota, Mucoromycetes, Mucorales, Rhizopodaceae. Gene Ontology annotation, molecular function: pyridoxal phosphate binding; catalytic activity; molybdenum ion binding.